UUCCAAUCCAGAACCUAAAAUUUAACUCUUCUUCCUUCAUUCUUUCUGUCAAAAAAUGGAUUCUUUGUUAGCCACCUACGCCUCUUCAGACGACGACGAAGAACAACCACAACAACAACAAAGCACGUCCUCUUUUUUUUCUGCUCUUCCCAAACCUAAAUCUUUCUCUCUCUUCUCUUCGCUCCCCCAACCCCACAAAAGCCCCAUCACCAAAACCCCAAUUCAACCCAAACCCACUUCCAAUUCCAACAAUUCCUCAAUUUUCUCUUCACUUCCGCAACCCAAAUCUCAAAGCUCACAGCCGCCUGAAAAAUCCACCAAAAGGGUUGUGCGAAUCAUCCCUGCGAUUAAGUCCAAUAAUUUCGAUGAAGACGACGAAGACGAAGAAGAGGAGAAACAACGAAAGAAGCGGAAAGAAUCCCAAAUCUUGAAUCAAGAUUCUUCAGUGAAGUCGUUUUUGUCGAGCAUUCCUGCUCCCAAGAGCUCUGCGACAUUGGGGGUUCUUCAUGCUAAUCAAGGUUCUGGACGAAGAUCCAUUAUCGAAACAGAAGCUCCUGCUGCGAGUUCAAGUGGUUUUGAUGCCAAGAACGAAUCGAGUGCUGACCAAAAUGAGGUUAGCUAUGCGAGUUAUGAAUUGGGUAGUGAUCAAAAUGCUAUAGACUAUGCAAAUCAAUAUCCAAGUGUAGGAAAUUAUGCGAUUCAUGAAGUUGGUAGUGAUCAAAAUACUGUAGAUCAUUAUCAAAAUGAACAAAAUUAUGCUAGUCGCGAAGUGGGUAGUGAUCAGAAUGUAGGGAAUUACGAGAACUAUGUUGGUUAUGAAUCGAGUAUUGACCCAAAUAUGCAUAGUGUUGAUGGUUCGACGUAUGUGAAUUAUACGAGUUAUAAUGGCCAUGGAGAUUAUGGGCAAUUUGAGUCGGGGGCAAUGGUGCAAGAGACAGCUAGUUUUAGAGUGCCAAGGAAGAGAGGUAAGAAUGAGAUUCCAACUGAAAUAGUUGAGGUAAAGCAGGACGAGUUGAUGAAGGAUCGGCCACGUGAGGACCAGGUCAAGUUAACUGGAAAAGCAUUUGGACCUUCUUAUCAGCAGCCUGUUUCGACAAAGGGAAAGCCUACAAAGCUUCACAAGAGGAAGCAUCAAAUUAGUUCUUUGUACUUUGAUAUGAAGCAAAAGGAGAUGGAACUAGCAGAGCGGCGAGCAAGAGGCUUCCAAACUAAAGCUCAAACACAAGGCAAAUAUGGAUGGUGAACUUAAUUAUUUUUUGUCUUUUGUAAUUGAAAACUGUGGCAACAUCAGCCUUUGUAAACCAUUAAGUUUUUGUUCUGAAGUAGAUUUUCCUCCAUAUCAUUAUACUUGUGACCUAGAAUGUCAAAAUUUAUAAGUUUAUUCUAUUGGGAGAAAUUUAUUUAUAUUUGAA
Molecule: messenger RNA, 1412 nt
Organism: Pistacia vera
Lineage: Eukaryota; Viridiplantae; Streptophyta; Magnoliopsida; Sapindales; Anacardiaceae
Exons: 2
Coding region: 56-1243 (395 amino acids)
Cellular component (GO): nucleus
Source: RefSeq, a predicted model, not a curated record